Molecule: messenger RNA, 1359 nt
Organism: Paecilomyces variotii
Lineage: Eukaryota; Fungi; Ascomycota; Eurotiomycetes; Eurotiales; Thermoascaceae
Exons: 3
Coding region: 203-868 (221 amino acids)
Source: RefSeq, a predicted model, not a curated record
UAAUGCCUGCUCCCAGUUCAUUUCCGGACCAAACGUAGCGAUAUAUUUUGGCCACCCCUGAAUGAUCUCCCUCUUGUCUCUAGGAAUUGGCAUUCAUAUGUUAUCGGGUUUACGAUUAACUAUCCGGAAAAUUACUUGUCUAUCAUCGUGAUCUACUUUGAAGAUACCCCCCUACCUCUCAGGUAAAUAACAAAACAUCAUCAUGGAGACUGUGAACAGGGCCAUCGAUACUGCGUCCCAGGCUAUCUGGGGCGAGAACUCUUCUCAGUCGCAGUUGCAGCAGCAGCAGCAACAGCAUGGUUCUGAGCCUCUGUCUGGUGUGUCUGGCAAGGGCACUGUUACCGAUCCCUAUGACGCUGGAAACCGUGAUGAGCAACCCGCUGCUGCCACUCAGACCGGCGGUAUCGACCCUGCCAAUAGACCUGCUAGCUACGCAGCAUCCGGCAAUAGGAACUACCAGGCCUCUGGCUCUGAAUAUCCCGCUUCCGGCGUGCAGCCUGGCGAUGAGGGUGAUGCUUCUAGCAGCCAGAAGGGAAGAACCACUACUUCCGAAAUGGACUCUACCACCACCAACCAGGGCAGCGAAGGCGACAACCAGUCAUCGGAAAACACUUCUUCCGAAGAGUCCGAGAGUGCCAGACAGAAUGUGAGCAAGGAAGCUCUGGAAGGACCCCAGGGUCCGCCCCCAGAGCACUACGACACCAACGGACUUGUCGGCGAGCCAAAAAAGAGCCGCGGCGUGGUCAAUGACGGUGCUGAAAUCCGCCAGGACAACCCUGCUUCUUCCAACAAGCCCGGAAAGGGGAACAUAAGCGGAAAAGGAAGCAAGAUAGCUCAACUGAAAGAGAAGCUACACGGACACAUUUAAACCGUUUAAACUUAAUGUUGCUUUUCUCUCGCGACUGAAUGACACGCUACGAUCUGUUUGUUUGCUUCAUGUACUGUACAUCUACUAAUAUGUUCCUGGUUGAAUGUAUGACGUCAUUAAACUGAGAUGAGAUUCCUAUUUGCUUCUUAAAAGACAAUUAAUAUCUAGCACUGAUAUCUUUUAAGUAUACUUCCUGGUUCCUUCGAGAAAAUGCAGUCAUGGCCAAAGAUCUUAACAAUAUAAAAGCAAAGCCGGAAUCGCUGCUUUUUGCCGGUCAAUAGUAGUUAGUAGCACUGCGGGCGUGAUAAGUAUCUAUAUUCGCCGACGUUGUAAAAAGGAUGCGCCUUACGCUAGUGUUAUUAUCAGGUCAAGCAUAUAUAUAUAUAUACUACAAUCUCAUUUUCCUACUAGAAUGAACCGAGCUACAAUAUUUGGCUUGUGCAAUAUAUUAAUAGACGCCAGCCACUGAAAAUAUCACGUGACGAGACACA